Molecule: messenger RNA, 1046 nt
Organism: Mytilinidion resinicola
Lineage: Eukaryota; Fungi; Ascomycota; Dothideomycetes; Mytilinidiales; Mytilinidiaceae
Exons: 2
Coding region: 263-892 (209 amino acids)
Source: RefSeq, a predicted model, not a curated record
CAAUGGUUUCAUUGGCGACAUUAAGCUCUUCCAUUUCAAGAAGCAUAAUAACCGCAGAAGGCUUGAGCCCAAGCUGGAGAGGUUUUAUAGAAGUCGUCCGGAUCCUCUCGCUGGCGGCCUUCUCAAAGGGGUUAGCUUCAGCCCAGACAAAAGCAAGUUGAUCUGUAUCACGAACAACAACGUGGUGCUCAUAUGGCGGCUAUCAAAUAAUGGGCAACCAAAAGGUCAUCCGUUCAGAGUUGAAAGAGAGUACACCAAGUCUAUGGUUUCUUACGGCGUGACAUCGGCGACACUAUUCUUUGCUCCCUCAAGGCGGCCUUACAUCCUUACGACGACUUCGCCAUCGUUCGAGCGAGCCGCCAAUAACGGACGAGGGGAGUGGUCAUACAUCAGUCCUGUUGCGCCAUGUCCAGUCACAAUGCCGCCAGAUCUAGAACACGACCUCACUAGCCUACGCGCCAAAUAUCUUGUGGGGACCGUGACCUCGAACGGUGGCCUUGUAGCUGUGCUUGAAGAAGGUGGCAAAAUCAAAAUCCUCAGUCUGGCUGGUGCCGUAAAGGGUGGUAUCGGUUGCAAGAGGGAGGUAGAUGAGCAAUGCGUCGUCCAGCUAUCAUCUCAAGAAAAGGCAUCACCCACAUCUCUGCGGUUUCUCGAGUCGCCUGAAGGGUUAUAUGUAUUUGCAAUCGAUCAAAAGGGCAAACUGAUACGGCACAAAUGGACCGACCAAAAGGUCGAAAAUGAUUGGGAAGACGAACCUGCACCACCAGCAGAGCUCCCAAGCAUCGAGCCCAUCCCGCAAAUGGCAGAACUGCCAUCCAACUUCACCAGCUGGGAGCUUCCAGCGGUAUCCUCAAUCAAAGUCGGAGGCCAAAGCGUCAUCAGUUACGGCUGAGAGGUAUAACAUUACGGGUACCUUUUCUAUCGACUAAGCAGUGUCCCAGAUUCACUCUGUGACUUUCCAAAUAUCCGCAAACGGAUCAUAACUCGGAUCCUCAUGUCUAUCAUACUCAAUCCCGAUCGUCAGCUCCUUCGCCUUCGCCGCCCCA